AUCUUUUCUCCCCAAAAAAUCUCUCUCCUCUCUUUCUCUCCCUCUCUCAAUCUCUCCUUUCUCUCGUUCUCUUUUCCCAGAUUUUGUAUUCUUUCUGGGCAUACACACCCUCUUCCUGAUCUAUUUCCCAGUAAUUUUUGGGAAUUCGAAGAAAAAGUUAAGUGGGUGACGUGGCAUAUAUUAUAAUCGUCCAUGAAUACAACUACUAGUACUAUUAUGGACCAGCACCGCAGAGGAUUAGCGCCUAACAAGCGAAAAGAUAGGGAGUUUCAGAAGCCGUCCAAGUUUAUCAAGCCGAGCCACCAUCGAGCCGCGGCUCCAACGGAAACCCCCAAGCCGGCUCCGAAAAAUCAGCUCUUAGCCGGGUACAUGGCUUUCGAGUUUCUAAGCAAAGGGACUCUGUUCGGGCAACCGUGGGACCAGAUCCGACCCGAAGCCAAGCCGUUGGAUGAGCCGAGCCGAGUGAGGCAGGUAGAAAGACACGAAAAAUACGUGGAAGUAUCGGGUAUUUUAAAGACGGAUGGUGGGGUCCAAAUACCCGGUGUUUUUAACCCGACCCAGUUGACCCGAGUUUUACAGCUGUAGUGAUGUGAUUUGUUGUCCACGUGGACGCUUUUGAUUGGCUGCCCUUGUUUUUCUCCAUUUUCGUUGUGAUUUUUCUCCUGUUGUAUGUAAAGAAAUUCACAAUCAAUCGGACAGAAACGAUCGAACACGAUCAAAAGUUGUUCACUUAAAAAAACGUUGUAUUGGUUUGGUAGUAUUGUCACAGUUUAGUGGUGUGUUUUUAUUUAUGCAUAUAGAUGUUGCAUGUUCUGUGA
Molecule: messenger RNA, 818 nt
Organism: Daucus carota subsp. sativus
Lineage: Eukaryota; Viridiplantae; Streptophyta; Magnoliopsida; Apiales; Apiaceae
Exons: 2
Coding region: 193-585 (130 amino acids)
Source: RefSeq, a predicted model, not a curated record